AUGGUUCAACUUCAUUCCCCUACCAGAGACCUGGAAGAUAUUGAAAUAAGGCAAGAUAAGUUCUCAGAGGGUCCUGCCCAAGAAUCCUCAUCGGAAGAACACAGAGGAUUGUAUGCAAUUUGUCACAUUCCAUAUCAAUCACCUGCCUUUAUCAUUACAGUAUUUCGGCCUUGUGUUGGAAAUCUUUGCCCAACUGGAUAUUUCUGUAAUACAACUGAUAAUAAAUGCUACGAUGUAACUCCAACUGAAUGUGUGGAUAGAGCAGCGCCAGGUAGACCUUCAGAUUGCCCUGCAAGAGUUUCUCUUUGCAAUAAUGCAAUCUACAAAGAAUUGAUGGAACGAGAGUGCCGUAAAACUUGUGGCCUUUGUGGUAUAACAAGUAAAAAAACAUUUCUAUUAUCUCUCCAACACUCAACACUUCUAGCUUUGCUAGUUCCAUUGUUAAUUAGGGUAGCUAUAUCGCAAUUUAGCGAUAGUAUAGGUGGACCUUCAGCAUCAUCCAGGUGUGAAUUCCAAUGGUAUUUUAUUAAGAUAUAG
Messenger RNA from Dracunculus medinensis (Guinea worm), 537 nucleotides. The record is from the annotation of a GenBank genome assembly. Lineage: Eukaryota; Metazoa; Nematoda; Chromadorea; Rhabditida; Dracunculidae.